Messenger RNA from Meloidogyne enterolobii, 2706 nucleotides. NCBI's taxonomy places the organism in Eukaryota, Metazoa, Nematoda, Chromadorea, Rhabditida, Meloidogynidae. The record is from the annotation of a GenBank genome assembly.
AUGGAGCAACCUGAAGAAGUUCAAAUUCUCGACGAAAAAGAAGAAAAGGCUCGAAAAAAGAAGGAAAAGGAGAAAGAAAAGAAGAAGGAAAAGGCUAAAAAAGAUAAGGAAAAGGAAAAAGAAGGGGGUAAAGAUGGAAAAAAGAAGAAUAAGCAAGCUGAACUUAUCAAAGAAUUGUUAAGAAGAAAACAGGAGCAGGAAGAAGAAGAAAAGAGAGCUAGGGAAGAGGAAGAGAGACGACUUGCAGAACUUGAACGGCAGAAGGAGGAACAGGAGAAAUUAGCUCAACAGCGCAAGGAGGAGGCAAAACGUAGAAAAGAAGAAUUAAUCCAAAAGCAGAAACGUGAAGGAACUUUUUUGACAAAAAAGCAAAAACAAGCUGCUGCAAAGGCUAGACAGUUACUUGAAAGUCAAGGUCAUGUUGUCCCAGAGGUGAAUAGAGAUGAUGAGGAAAAACCAAAGAAGCCUAUUUUUGCUAGAAAACGAGGUGCUAAGAAGACGACUGAAGUUGUUGAGAAUGUAGAAGAACAACAAAGUGUUCCCGAGGAAGAAAAAGUUGUGGAAGAAAAGAGCGAAGAAAAAGAAGAUUUGGGUGACGAAGAAGAGGUUGUCGACGACUGGGAAACAAUUGUUGAUUCUGGUCGAGAAAUUAACAUUCCAGAUAAAUUAAAAGUAAUUAAAGAAGAAUUAAUUCCAAAACCUUCAACUAAACAACCAAAAAAUAUUCCUUCAACAACUUCUGAAUUAAAUCAAAAUUUGGAAGAAGAAAGUUCAGACUCAUCUUCUGAAGAUGAUGAAAGUUAUGCUUCUGAAUCUUCAAUUCCAACAAUUUCAAAAGAAACUAGAGAAGAACUUUUAGCUAAAAUUAGACUUCGUUUUGCUGAAAGAAGUAAAUUAGCAAAAGAAAAGAAGACUACGGAUAUUUUACGUUCUCCAAUUAUUUGUGUUUUGGGACAUGUCGAUACUGGAAAGACUAAAAUGCUUGACACGAUUCGUCGAACCAAUGUUCAAGAAGGGGAGGCUGGAGGGAUUACACAGCAAAUUGGUGCUACUCGGGUACCCGACUUGGCCAUUAAAGAACGGUGUAAAAUGCUCAAAAAUUUUUCCGGUGAUUCAAUGAAAAUUCCAGGAUUUUUGAUUAUUGAUACUCCUGGACACGAAAGCUUUGCAAAUAUGCGAUCUCGUGGCUCUUCUUUGUGUGAUUUUGCUAUUUUAGUUGUUGAUAUUAUGCAUGGCCUUGAACAACAAACAAUUGAAUCGUUAAAAUUGUUAAUUAAAAGAAAGACGCCUUUUGUUGUUGCGUUGAAUAAGGUUGACAGACUUUACAAAUAUGAAUCGAAUCCAAGAAAAGAUAUUUGGCAACAUAUGAAUACACAACCAACAAAUACACAAUUAGAAUUUAGAGAGCGUUUUAAUAAACUUAUUGGAGAAUUUUCUGAACAGGGAAUAAAUAUAGAAUUGGCAAAUAAAAACACAAAUUUUGAUGAAUAUAUAAGUGUUGUCCCAACUUCUGCUUUUUUGGGUGAUGGAAUUGGGAAUUUAAUGGCACACAUUGUAGACCAAUGUCAAAAUAGAUAUCUUGAAAAACUUGCUUUUUCUGAAGAGUUGGAUUGUAUUGUGAUGGAGGUUCGUUCUCUUCCUGGUUUGGGCACAACAAUUGAUGUUAUUUUAAUUAAUGGUACUUUGCAUGUUAACGAUAUUAUUGUUCUGACAGGAAGUGAUGGACCUAUUGCAACGCCUAUUAGGGACCUUUUAAUGCCUCAGCCUUUAAAAGAAAUACGUGUAAAAGCCGAUUAUGAGCAUUACAAAGAAAUUAAUGGCGCACAAGGAAUUAAAAUUUUGGCAAAAAAUUUAGAGAAAGUAAUUGCCGGUCUUCCUUUAUUUGUUGCACAUCGUGAAGAUGAACUUGAAGUUUUAAAAAUGGAUGCUGAAGAUCAAUUAAAAAAUGCUCUUAUGGCAAUAAAAAAGAAACCCGAAGGAGUUUAUGUUCAAGCGAGUACUUUAGGGUCUUUAGAAGCGCUUUUGGAGUUUUUGAAAGCACAAAAAAUUCCGUAUUCAAAUGUAAAUAUUGGACCAGUCCAUAAAAGAGAUGUACAAAAAGCAGCAGCAAUGCUUGAACAUAAUUCUGAAUUUGCCUGUAUUCUCGCUUUUGAUGUUCCAGUGGAUCGAGAGGUUCAAUUGUUGGCAGAUAAAGAAGGAGUGAGAAUAUUCCAAGCAAAUAUUAUUUAUCAUUUGGAAGAAAGCUUUUUGAAUUAUAGGAAAGAAUUAGCUCUUAAACGACGUAAAGAAAAUGAACAUUUGGCUAUUUUUCCUUAUAAAUUACGUGUUUUACCACAACAUAUUUUUAAUGCAAGAAAUCCAAUUGUUUGUGGCGUUUCUGUGGAUGCUGGGCAAUUAAAGAAAGGAACUCCUGUUACUGCUAAAACUAAAGAAGGGCCUGUAUUCCUUGGAACAAUUUCUUCAAUAGAAAAAAAUCAUGAACAAGUAGAUAUAGCUAAAGCUGGUGAUGAAGUUUGUAUAAAGAUAGAGAACACAACAGGAGAUGCACCAAAGCUUUAUGGAAGACAUUUUACUCAUGAAGAUAUUCUUAUUAGCAAGAUAACUCGAGAAUCUAUUGAUGUUUGUAAAACAUAUUUUCGUGAUGACUUGACAAAGGCUGAUUGGCAAUUAGUUAUUGAACUAAAAAGAAUGCUAGAAAUUUUAUAA